Molecule: messenger RNA, 1005 nt
Organism: Saccostrea cuccullata (small rock oyster)
Lineage: Eukaryota; Metazoa; Mollusca; Bivalvia; Ostreida; Ostreidae
Exons: 1
Coding region: 1-1005 (334 amino acids)
Biological process (GO): negative regulation of translation; protein polyubiquitination; proteasome-mediated ubiquitin-dependent protein catabolic process
Molecular function (GO): ubiquitin protein ligase activity; protein binding; translation repressor activity
Source: RefSeq, a predicted model, not a curated record
AUGGCAACAUUUUCAUUCCCUUCUGUACAGAAACAGAUCUCUAAUGUGUGUGGAAAAAUUAUUCCGACAACAAUAACAGCCGAUGAGCAUGGUUACAGCAUAAGAACUGUUACAGCACAUGGUUUGUUACAUGUAGAAGCUGCAUUGUCUCCUUUACCAGAGAAGAGAACAGAAGUUGGAUCCUCUCCUCUAGUCAAACAGCUGCUUCAUGAACCAGAGACUGUCACCAUCAUAGACACUGAGUAUGGAGGGCUUUACAAUGUGGCCUGUCUGAGUGAUGAAGAAAUCUGGACAAGUGGAGGUGACAACACCAUGAAACUCUACAGCAUCAAUCACGGAUCACUACUCAAGUCAAUCACAACCAAGUCAAGACACGAGCCAUACGACAUAGCAGUUACAAAAAGUGAAGAUCUUGUUUAUACUGAUUAUUGGGAUAGAAGUGUGAACAUUGUGAAGAAUGAGAAAAUAGAGGAGAUGUUCACACUACAGAACUGGAAACCUUGCGGUGUUUGUGGUACCUUCUCUGGUGAUUUCCUGGUUAUCUUGAACAAUGAUGAUAACAAACAAUCAACGGUUGUCCGUUUCUCUAGCUCCACAGAGAAACAAAUCAUUCAGUUUGAUGAUAAGGGUAAACCUCUCUAUUCAUUUGGUAGUUACAUAACAGAGAACAGAAACCUGGAUAUCUGUGUGUCUGACUAUGGAGCUAGAGCAGUAGUUGUGGUCAAUCAUGCAGGGAAACUAAGAUUCAGGUACACUGGACGUAUUCCUGCUCCAAAAAACAAACCAUUCUAUCCACUAGGAAUCAUAUCAGACAGUCAGAGUCACAUCCUCACAGCUGAUUUAGAGAAUUACUGUGUCCACAUCAUAGACCAGGAUGGACAGUUCCUCCGUUACUUAGACUGCGGACUGAGUAAACCCCAUGGAUUGUGUACAGAUACAAAUGACGGUCUGUUUGUUGCUCAGAUUAAAAACGGACAAAUGAAGAAAAUCAUAUAUCUGAAGUGA